AUGGAGCAGGAUGUGGAGAGCCCGGCAAUCAUCAAAAAGCCUAAGUUGCCAAAGCAGGCCCGUGAGGACCUGCCUAAACAGCUGUCAGAUAAGGAACGGGCGAAGCGGGUCCAGCGGUACGUCCAGAAAGAUGGGAAGUGCAAUGUCCAUCACGGUAACGUACAAGAGACGUACCGCUAUCUGACGGACAUUUUCACCACGCUGGUCGAUCUCAAAUGGAGGUUCAACCUGUUCAUCUUUGUGCUGGUGUACACCGUGACGUGGCUCUUCUUCGGCUUCUGUUGGUGGUUUAUUGCGUACCUUCGGGGUGAUCUGGAGCACUUAGCGGACAACCAGUGGACUCCAUGUGUCAACAACCUCAAUGGGUUCGUAUCAGCGUUUCUGUUCUCCAUCGAGACGGAGACCACCAUCGGUUAUGGGUACAGGGUCAUCACGGACCAAUGCCCCGAGGGGAUCCUUCUGCUUCUAAUUCAGUCGGUGCUGGGAUCCAUCGUGAACGCCUUCAUGGUGGGUUGCAUGUUCGUUAAGAUCUCUCAGCCAAAGAAGCGAGCUGAGACACUAGUGUUUUCCACCAAUGCGGUCAUCUCAAUGAGAGACGGACGGCUGUGCCUGAUGUUCAGAGUCGGAGACCUCCGGAACUCGCACAUCGUGGAGGCUUCGAUCAGGGCCAAGCUCAUCAAGUCCAAGCAGACCAAGGAAGGGGAGUUCAUCCCUUUGAACCAGACGGACAUAAAUGUGGGUUACAACACGGGAGACGACAGGCUCUUCCUGGUGUCGCCGCUCAUCAUCUGCCAUGAGAUAAACCAGACCAGCCCCUUCUGGGAGAUCUCAGAGGCCCACCUGACCAGGGACGAGCUGGAGAUUGUAGUGAUUCUGGAGGGGAUGGUGGAGGCCACAGGCAUGACGUGCCAGGCGAGGAGUUCAUACGUCAGCAGUGAGAUCAAGUGGGGCUACCGCUUCAUGCCAGUCCUGACGCUGGAGGACGGUUUCUACGAGGUGGACUACAACAGCUUCCACAACAUCUACGAAACUAACACCCCCCCCUACAGUGCCAAAGAGCUUGCUGAUAUGACCAACCGUGCCCGCCUGCCCCUCACCUGGUCCAUGGCCAGUAAACUGAGCCAGCAGGGGCUGCCAGAGUCCGUGCAGGAGAGCCAGGAGACCAAGACCGGCCUGGACUACCAGGAGAAGAACCAGCAGACCGAGAGGAACGGGGACGUUGCAAACAUAGAGAGCGAGUCCAAAGUGUGA
Anoplopoma fimbria (sablefish) is the source of this 1251-nucleotide messenger RNA. RefSeq names its product G protein-activated inward rectifier potassium channel 2-like. Gene Ontology annotation, biological process: potassium ion import across plasma membrane; regulation of monoatomic ion transmembrane transport. The transcript is spliced from 2 exons. Gene Ontology annotation, molecular function: G-protein activated inward rectifier potassium channel activity. Lineage: Eukaryota; Metazoa; Chordata; Actinopteri; Perciformes; Anoplopomatidae. The coding region runs from base 1 to 1251 and encodes 416 amino acids. Gene Ontology annotation, cellular component: plasma membrane. The record is from RefSeq and is a predicted model, not a curated record.